AUGGACUGGUUCUGGAGGUCAAAGUCUCCUAAAGCCCAUGAGGCCUCAGAACCUAAUUCUUCGAGUCUUUCACAGGCAUCAGCCUCAAUUGCUGCACCUGCCCUUCCAUCGGUGGCCGAACCGGUCAAGUCAGCCCUUUCUCGAGAAGAACAAGCCAACCAGGAGUUUCUUGAGCUUGUGAGAGAACUUCAGGCACAGACAGAACCCACCUCAGAGAAGAGCUUAGAGGGAACAAAGUCAGCAAGAUCGGUACAUACUACUCCCGUCGAGGUUGAUAUCUCGCCUGAUUCCCUUUACCCGACUGAAAUAUCCUGCCGCUCGUCCUUUGAUUAUGCCAUGUUUUGCCAGAGCUUCGGAGGGCAGUUUGUCAACAUCUAUCGAUACGGUUCGUUCCGGUCAUGUUCAAACCACUGGGAUGAUUUUUGGCUGUGCAUGAGAACAAGGAAUUGGGAUGCGAAAGAUCGAGCGGCAGCAAUCCAGGAUCAUUACCGUAAGAAAGCCAUGAAGUGGAGAACUGGUCCAAGUAGUGAGGAUGUCUGGGACGUUAGGACCGAGCCAGUCAAGGACGCAUUUCAAGGAAACCUGGACGAGCUCGAGGCAGCGAUUGCAGCAUGGAAAAAGGCAAAUCCGACCGCUCUGGACCCUUGGGAACGGCCUCAGCCGCCUGCUUUCAAUUCUCAAACCACUGGGUAA
Molecule: messenger RNA, 693 nt
Organism: Exophiala spinifera
Lineage: Eukaryota; Fungi; Ascomycota; Eurotiomycetes; Chaetothyriales; Herpotrichiellaceae
Exons: 1
Coding region: 1-693 (230 amino acids)
Source: RefSeq, a predicted model, not a curated record